This is a messenger RNA of Sipha flava (yellow sugarcane aphid), 838 nucleotides long. RefSeq lists its product as uncharacterized. The record is from RefSeq and is a predicted model, not a curated record. Lineage: Eukaryota; Metazoa; Arthropoda; Insecta; Hemiptera; Aphididae. The transcript has 2 exons. Bases 82 to 723 code for a protein of 213 amino acids.
CAUCGAUUCAUUAAACAUAAGUUCCACUAACCCAUUGGUCACUUAGUCAAAUUUAAUUUUUGUCGCAAGAAUACUAACAAAAUGAUUCAUUCCACUCGAUUUUCCACCAAUAUGAUCGUAUAUUUAAUGGUCGGCUAUUUGCUUCAGCUGGGCGGCAUUCACGGGGCGCCCGGCAAGCACGCUCUGUGCAGGCGAGCGGUGGAUACGCCGCCGGCCGCCGCGGCAACGGACGCCGCGAACGCGGUCACGGCGGCGACGGACAGCGCGGCGUCGACGGCCUCUGACGGCGGUCUGCUGAGCAGCGUCAGUUCGACCGCUAUGGAUUUCGGCUCGGAGGCCACCAAGUCCGUGGAGGAGAUGCUGAAGGCGGGCAGCCGGGUCAAUCUGGCCGUGCUCAGCCUGUUCGACAAGCUGUUGGGCGCCGUCAGCCUGACGGUGGCCAAGGGCAGCGACUACGUGGCAAGCGGCGCGGAAACGGUGGACGGUCUGCUCAACGGUUUGCCCGUGGUGGGCGUGGUCACGAGUGGCGCGAAGAAUCUCGCGACCGGUGUGUCCAGCACGUUUAACGAGAUAUCGGCCACCGGGCGGAAGAGCCGUAGGAAAAUGUUCGACCAGCUGCGCGAGAAGCUGAACAACAGCAACGGCGCGGCGGCCGCCACCGCCGCCGCAGACCCCACGGCUAACAACGCGGCCGCGGCCACGGCGACCGCCGACACCGCUUAACUCCGCCUUAACUGUGACGGCGGUCGUUACGUCGUUCGUCGGGGAAAGGAAAAAAAAAACCACGCACAAACGUAAUCGCACGGAAUAAAAAAAUACCGAUCUUAGUCGUACGUCU